AUGGCGGCCGAAGUCCCAAACUCACUGAACUGGGUAUCUUUCGUGACGGGCAUUCUCUCCUUCGCCCUCACCACUCUCAACUUGAUAGCCCUUUACGGCAACUUCGUUGCCACGAUAAGAUCUGCCCCAAACGAAAUACGAGAUUCGCUAGGAAACCUCAGACAACAACUCUGCGAAGAGCGCCAAGCCCUGCGGCACCAGUCUCGAGAGAUCCGCACAAAAACGAAGCUGCGCCAGCGCAUCUUCAACCUGAGCGACAGAGACGCCAGCCACGAAGCCCGCUCAGCACUAUCCUACGCGGAGCAGACGCUGCCCCUCCACUACCUCACCCUCCGCGACCUCUGGCGCACCUUCAAAGAGCUUGAGCGGCCGUUCCUCAUCGCGAGCGGGUACCGCGCCGAGGCCAUACACAACGGUGCGUCGUGGGGCGAGGCGGAUCUCGACGAGAAGGUCCGGGCCGAUUUCGAGAGGCACGGGGAGCAAAACAGCUUCGCGGACUGGAGUGCGAUUUACAAAUGUGAUUUUGCGCAUCGGUUCAUUUGGUGGCAGAUCAAGGAUGAUGUGAAGAAGCUUGGGGACGAGGUCAUGCGGAUCAUGGCGAGGCGGACGGAAAGGGAGGUGACUUAUACGCGCAUGAUGGUGAAGCAGAUCUUCCAGGGUGAUGGGCCAGCGCAGAUUGUUGACGUCCGGCCUCCGCGACGGCCUCCUGGUGGAGGGGGUGGCGGCGGUGGAGGAGCCAGGAGGCGUAUGAGUUGGGGAUCUGGGCCUGUGAGGCGGAGUCCGAUUCCGAUGAGACGAAGUCCUGCUCCGGUUAGGAGAGCUCCUGUACCCGUCCCUGUGAGGACGCCACAUCACGAUCGAUCCAAGAAACACAUCGAAAGAAGCUCGAGUUCUUCCUCCUCUACGAGCACAAGCAGCAACAGGGACAAUCACGCGACGAGACGGGGCAUGGAUGUGCCGAGACGCAGUGGUUCGGUAAUCAGCGAGCAUAGACACAGUCACCCAAAGAGCGACGCCGCUACUAUUGGGAAACAUCAGCGUCGUCCGAACCAUCAGCCACAGGCGGGAAGUAGUCGAUGGGAGCAGUUUCGCGGCAGGCCUUCGCGGCAAUAUGAUCUUAGGGAGUACUUUGAGGGUCGGGGGCGGGAUCAUUCGAGGAUCAUAGAGGUUAUUCCAGAGAGUGAGAUUGACUACUUUUCACCCCGGUCGCGGCACAAGAACGACGAGAAGUGA
Messenger RNA from Colletotrichum paranaense, 1233 nucleotides. RefSeq lists its product as uncharacterized. The coding region runs from base 1 to 1233 and encodes 410 amino acids. The record is from RefSeq and is a predicted model, not a curated record. NCBI's taxonomy places the organism in Eukaryota, Fungi, Ascomycota, Sordariomycetes, Glomerellales, Glomerellaceae. The transcript has a single exon.